Molecule: messenger RNA, 1979 nt
Organism: Ceratitis capitata (Mediterranean fruit fly)
Lineage: Eukaryota; Metazoa; Arthropoda; Insecta; Diptera; Tephritidae
Product: homeobox protein B-H1
Exons: 3
Coding region: 225-1751 (508 amino acids)
Biological process (GO): regulation of transcription by RNA polymerase II
Cellular component (GO): nucleus
Molecular function (GO): DNA-binding transcription factor activity, RNA polymerase II-specific; RNA polymerase II transcription regulatory region sequence-specific DNA binding
Source: RefSeq, a predicted model, not a curated record
AAAGAAAGUUAAAAUCUCGUAUUAACUUCGAGGUUCGUGAGGUUCGAUUGAUGUGUAAAACAAAAAUUGCCUAAUACGAUCAGCAUAAUUUUUGAAUGUGAAACAUAUAAUAAAAACCAUUUAGUGAAAAUCUUGUAUAAUUAUAUGAUAAUUGGGAAUAAAGUGUCAAUAAAUUUUUUUUUUGAUAUAUAACCAUAAAUAGUGUAUUUUCAAAUUUUGUGGAAAUGAAAGAUUCAAUGACAAUUAUAACUUCGCCUACAGUUGCUAGUGAUCAAAAACAAAAAAUGUCGAAUUUAAAACCAAAUCGUUCGCGUUUUAUGAUCAACGAUAUUUUAGCUGGUAGUGCCGCCGCUGCCGCAGCAGUAGAGGCGGCAAAUGCUGCGAGCGUACACGCAGCAGCAGCUGCUGCAUUCUACAAACAUCAACAACAAAAUAUGAACAAUAACAAUCUUAGUGGGAAUGAAAACAGUCAAUCUUCUUAUAAUCAGUGCUCACAGCCACCACUUGAGUCUACAACGAAUGUUCAACAGCCUCACCCACCAUCAAUUCCACUAACUCUACAUCAACACCCCGCCCACCUCCAUCAAUCGCAACUUCAUCACACGCGUAUGGCACCGCUUACCAUAAUGCCACUUCACACACAACCCUCAGUUAAUGCUGCGGCGGCUGCCGCAGUUGCAGGGCAUAAAGGUCACUUUCCCGUCGGCGCGACACAAAUUGGCUCAAACGGUAUAAAUGUGGCCCAGUAUGCAGCUGCAGUACAGCAACAUUAUGCAAAUGCUUCAGCCGUGCGGGAAUUCGACAACAAUAGUGACUACCAGGAUAAUGAUGAUUGUGACAGUGAGACCGGAAGUGGCGGCCACUUGGAUGACAACAGUGUUUGUAGUAAUGGUGCUAAAGAUGAUGAUGGUAAUAGCAUUAAAAGUGGAUCUACUAAUGACAUUCAUGGGUUAAGUAAAAAACAACGUAAAGCGCGUACCGCUUUUACAGAUCACCAGUUGCAAACUCUAGAAAAAUCUUUCGAAAGACAAAAGUAUUUGAGUGUUCAAGAGAGACAAGAGCUUGCUCAUAAGCUUGACUUAAGCGAUUGUCAAGUCAAAACCUGGUAUCAAAAUCGUCGAACAAAAUGGAAACGACAAACUGCGGUAGGAUUGGAGCUAUUGGCAGAGGCUGGAAACUUUGCAGCUUUUCAAAGACUUUAUGGUGGGACACCUUAUUUGGGUGCCUGGCCGUACACAGGACCGCAGCCACCUCAUAGCGGUCCUGCUCCUUCCAGUAUUGAUUUAUAUUACCGUCAAGCUGCAGCAGCUGCCGCUAUGCAAAAGCCGCUUCCGUACAACUUGUAUCCAGGAGUACCUAAUGUGGGACCACUUGUGGGCUUACCAGUAUCUGCUACGUCACCAUUCUCUCACCUCUCCGCUUCCAAUUCACUCUCAUCUUUAAGUAGUUACUAUCAAAGCGCCUCCGUAGCAGCGGUAGCUGCCGCAACAGGUUCAAUUUCGACGAAAAACUCUAAGCCCGUCGCAUCACCACCCUUACCACCAAUAGUAACUACAGCAGCACAGGUGACCCAUAUCAAUGCCAUGACUGAGCAUUGUCUUGCGCCAUUAUCUUCUAUAGAACAGUCUCCCACAAGACAUAUUGUUUUAUCGCGUUCCCCCAGCCCUACUCUCAAUCCAGGAAGCCCACCAGGCAGAUCACGUGACAGCUCUCAAAUCCAGUCUGAGGACGAAGAUCAAAUUCAGGUGUGAGUUUGAUAGUAUCUUAAGAUAUAAUGUGUGAAAUUUUACUCAAUAAGUUACUUUAGGCAAUUUUUGUUAGCUUAUAUGAAUUAUGUGUGUAUGUGAAAGAUUGUCGGCUUAUUCAUACGCAAACUACUUACGUAUGUAACUCAAUAUUUAAGUACUCUUUUUAAGUGUUAAUCAUAAGACUUUUUUAUGCAAUUCUAGUAAAUGUUGUGUAAAUUUGUAAAUGUACCU